UUAAUGGUUUUAAAAAAAAUGUUAGCCGAAUAUUUCUUGAUCACCGGUUAAAAAUUACACAAGAUGGUGCUGCUCUGCCUCUGAGAUGGUUGUGGUGAAUGUGCGAGCGCGAGACGAGAUUCACGGCGGGAACAGGCUUGGAUGCAGUAACAUUUCCCAAGACCUGAAAACAUUGUAAUGGCAGCACAAAUAUCAGAAACAGACCAGAUAAAACAGUUUAAAGAAUUCCUGGGUACAUACAACAAACUUACAGAGCACUGUUUUAUGGACUGUGUAAAGGAUUUUACAACCAGGGAUGUGAAAACAGAAGAGGUAACUUGUUCAGAACACUGCCUUCAAAAAUAUUUGAAGAUGACCCAAAGAAUAUCGAUGCGCUUUCAAGAAUAUCAUAUUCAACAAAAUGAAGCAUUAGCAGCAAAAGCUGGACUGAUUAGCCAUCCUCGUGUAUAACAAAGGACCAUUUGGGAGCAGGACAACGACCCAAAGCCCACUGCCAGAACAACAAUGUAGUGGCUCCAAAAUAAGAAAAUUGAUGUCUUUGAGUGGCCCAGUCACAGUCCUGGCCUUAAUCUAAUCAAACAUCUCUGGCAAAACGUCAAGAUUGCUGUCCACAACUGCUCUCCAACUACCCUGGCACAGCUUGAGCAAUUUUGCAAGAAGGAAUGGACAAAUCUUGCUCCAUUACAUUGUACAAGACUUAUCAAAAAACUACUGACUGUAAUAGCUGCAAGAGGUGGUUCAAAGAAGGACCAAAGAAUGAGGGAUGAGUAAUUUUGAACUGCUGACAUUUAGGGGUUUUUUUUACAAAUGAAGUGUUUUGCAUGUUUUACAAUUUUCCCUGUUUUUCUGGGAGUUCUACUGUGGAAAAAAAAUGAGCAUGUGAUUCACAAAUAAAAAUUCUCAGUUAAAUUGACCAAAAUCCCUGGGUGUACUACACAUUUAUGUGAACAAAGCAAUGCGGGCUGAAUACAUUUCCGAGGCACUGUACAUUCUAACUCACAGGAAUACAAAUUACAUGAAGCUCAAAAAUUGUUCACCAUUAUAAAUGGUCACAAUUACACAAAGGUCAUUUACAGCUUCAUUACUUUUUAUGCAUAUCUGAGUUGACUAAAAAAUGUUCAAAUCUUUAACCAUGUGGUAAAUUUAAAUAAUCUGUUUUAUUUUAAACUCAUUCCAAUGCUUUGGCCAAAAAAUAAUUGUAACAGAUCCAGCAACGUCAUUUAAAUUUGAAUACUCAAGUAUUUUUAUUGUUUGGCAAUAAUUGGAAAAAAAAAUACUCUGCCUUAGCAGUGAAUCAGAUGAGUUUUAAAACUGAGCAGAUACUUAGCGAGAAGCAAAAUGCUUUAUUGUGGUACAUUAACUAAAUACUUGUCCUUACACAGUUGUUAUUAUGGCAGAUACAGACUGUAAAGUUUUACUUCAAUUUAUCAGAGCUGAAAGUGCAUAUAUUAAACCAGUAUUCAAUUAGCAACCAUAAUUAAACCUUAAACGUCAAAUACCAAAUACUUCCAGUAUCUCUUUAGAUUUUGCCACCUUUCAGAACCCCGAAUUUGUGAUUACUAAUUUAUUUUGUUCUGAUAUGUAAUUUAGUUCCAAAAUAUUAAGCUGCAACUUUAAUCACAAAGAACUUUGCAUAACUAUGUUAAAGUUGCACUAGAAUAUAUAUAUUUAAAAUUAGAAGUAACUCAUGUUUCCAUUACAAGAAACAAAACAGAUAAAUUCAUAAAACCUAUAUCCUAUCAACUGAAAUUCUAUUUCUAGUUUUAGUUCCCUUGUGGUCAAUUAAAGAAUUACUUCAAAAUAACAGAAGCUACAAACUGCUUAAAUAAAUUGUGUACUAUUCAACAAAAUUUCACUACAGCUGGUUUAUUUUAGCAUAUAAAAUAUUUCGAAGUACUUAUAAAAAUGGGCUUAAAAAGUUUCUACUGAGCUGCCCAAUUAGUUUACUUUUUUGUUUGCUAAUGUCACCUGCAAAUUCAGUGUUGUAUUGUUCUGUCAGCCAGUAUUGCAUACUUAUUCAUAACUGCCAAGCAACUAUGAGCAGCAGGUUGGGACCAAGAAAAUGAACAUUGGAAAAAUAGGCAAGCUACCAUUGUUGUCUGAAUAAACAGAUUAAAAGGAAUUGUUGUAAUUAAAAUUCUCUGCUCAUUGUAUUGAACUAGACCUCCAAGUAACCAGCUUUUGACAAGAGGAAUUUGCCACCUCAAGUAAUCACAAAUGAGUUUUUAAACCCCCUUCCAUUCUCAGUUGUCUCCUAUCCCACUUGAACGACUCUACCAAUGCUCAUUAAAAUGUUUUAAUCAACACAUAUACAGGUUCAUGUACAAAAGAGAUUGGCUCUAAGCUCCGUUAAUUUUUUUUAUCAUAUAAAUUUAUAUACUUG
Messenger RNA from Hypanus sabinus (Atlantic stingray), 2383 nucleotides. It is a transcript of the gene timm9, whose product is annotated as translocase of inner mitochondrial membrane 9 homolog. NCBI's taxonomy places the organism in Eukaryota, Metazoa, Chordata, Chondrichthyes, Myliobatiformes, Dasyatidae. Bases 178 to 450 code for a protein of 90 amino acids. The transcript has 5 exons. The record is from RefSeq and is a predicted model, not a curated record.